Messenger RNA from Dicentrarchus labrax (European seabass), 4394 nucleotides. RefSeq names its product inhibin subunit beta Ab (gene inhbab). The record is from RefSeq and is a predicted model, not a curated record. Gene Ontology annotation, molecular function: growth factor activity; cytokine activity; hormone activity. Gene Ontology annotation, cellular component: extracellular region. Lineage: Eukaryota; Metazoa; Chordata; Actinopteri; Moronidae. The transcript is spliced from 2 exons. Gene Ontology annotation, biological process: SMAD protein signal transduction; BMP signaling pathway. The coding region runs from base 361 to 1578 and encodes 405 amino acids.
CAGAACAGAGAGGGAGAGUAGAGUGACCCUGCACACAGUGUUCAUUCAGCUCAGACCACCAAACCAUCAGGACCACGGAGGACUAUAACCAUCAGGACCAGAUAUAUCAGGACUAGACCUGAAGCUUAUUGGGACCAGAUUCAAAGACCAGACUGAGGACAAGAACACCAACCUGCUCCUCAGUGAGAACUUUUACUUUCUGUUGGAUCUCCUCAAAAGACACCAGAGAGACUGUGGGGACUUAAUCUGAAGGAUAUUGAACUGUUCACUACUGAGUGCCUGCCCUGCAGAGACAGACCGACUCUACCGUCUCUACCAAAUAUACUGAUUCUACUGGAACAGUUUCAGCCAGAACCCAUCAUGUCCUCUCUGUUUGUCAUGUUCUUCUUCAUGGCCACCAGUCUUCUUGUUGACGCCUCUCCAACAGUCUCUCCAGCUCCAGAGGUAUAUGUGGCAUCUCAGCUCCAGGAGGGGCCGCUGUCCUCAGACUGUCCAUCCUGCUCUUUGUCUCAGAUGAGAAGGAACUCGUCCUUGUCAGGAGGACAGACUGACAUGGUGGAGGCAGUGAAGCGUCACAUUCUCAACAUGCUGCACCUGAGUGCUCGGCCCAACUUGACGCAGCCGGUCCCACGCGCUGCGCUGCUCAACGCCAUCAAGAAGCUGCAUGUUGGCCGCGUGGCAGAAGAUGGCAGUAUAGAGAUCCAGGAGGAGGGCCAGGGUCCCGGGGCCCCCACACCACCUGAACCACCAUCUGAAAUCAUCACCUUUGCAGAGCCAGGUGACUCUCUGAACACCGUGACGUUUGCCAUUUCGGAGGAGGGUGACAGCUUGUCGGUGGUAGAGGAGGCGAAUGUCUGGAUCUUCUUGAAGGUGUCGAAGGGAAACCGAGUGAAAGGUAAAGUGAUGCUGCAGCUCCUGCAGCUUCAUCAAGAAGAUCACAAUAAAGAGGAGGAGGAGGAGGAGUGUGUCUCAGAGAAGAUGGUGGACACUCGCCGCAGCGGCUGGCACACCCUCGCUGUCUCUCAGAGCAUUCAGACUCUGCUUGAUGGUGGCCGCAGCUCGCUCAGGCUGCGGGUUUCCUGCCUGAUGUGUGCAGAGGCUGGAGCCUCGCCCAUUCUGGUGCCAGCCAAGGCAGAGCGAGCUGGAGGCCGAGAUCAGUCUCACCGACCGUUCCUCAUGGUGGUGCUGCGCGCUCGAGAGGAGGCGACUCAACGAAGAGUCAAACGAGGUCUGGAGUGUGACGGGAAAAUAAACGUCUGCUGCAAACGACAGUUUUACGUGAACUUCAGAGACAUUGGCUGGAACGACUGGAUUAUCGCUCCAUCCGGUUACCAUGCCAACUACUGUGAGGGCGACUGUCCGAACCAUAUGGCGAGCAUCAGCGGCUCAUCACUCUCCUUCCAUUCAGCAGUCAUCAAUCAUUAUCGUAUGAGGGGUUACAGUCCAUUUCAAAACAUCAAGUCGUGCUGUGUACCGACAAGGCUACGUGCAAUGUCGAUGCUCUACUACAACGAAGAGCAGAAGAUCAUCAAGAAAGACAUCCAGAACAUGAUCGUGGAGGAGUGUGGCUGCUCGUAAACAUUUGUAAAGACUUUAGAAACACUUCCUGUUUCCUGCAGGAAAAACAUCAGUUCAGCACUUUCCCAGUAAAGAUAAAGUAUUUAUGUUUAGUGAUGAAGCAUUGUGUUUCUUAUUGGGAGAGACUUUUUUCCACAUUGGAAUGGCCUGACAAUACUAUGCAACACGUAACCUGUCGACAUUUAUAUGUGUGCUUUGUCUUUUUGUCUCUUCUUAUAGAAAAGGAGGGGUCAGGUUGUCUCUAGAAAGUGGAGGUUCAUUUAUAAGUGGAUCUGUUAUCUAUAAAGUGCAAAAAUAAAUGUAGCUGUAUUCAUGCUCAGUUGAGUUAUAAACAGUACUUAGCGGUCAAAAAGGUCAACUUUUGCCCUACAUGAAUAACUGGAGAUGAGCCAACUAAUUUCUGAAUGAAUUUAAUGGAUUUGAAUUAUAAAGAUAUUUACUGGAACACAUUUGCAUACCUGUGUAGAUCAGUAUCCACUUUAUGCAAGUAUAAGGAAUUUAUCCUGAAGUGGCAACUUUAUACUAGUUAUUUAACGGCUCAUCUUCAUCUGCUGAUUCUCACUACUCACUAAUAUUCUCAUCUGAACAGUCACAAUAGCACAAUAGUUGAUUAAUGCAUGCUUGUGUUUAAUCAGGAUACUGGAUAAUGCAUCCAUGCCCUCUCAGUUUAGUACAACUGUACCAGUGUAGUUCCUGGUGCUGAGCCAGUACUGGCAGAGAGCAGUAUUGUAUCUGCCUCGGGAUGCUUGAAGACAUAGACCCAGCUGUCCACACCAGUGCUCUGGUUGGUUGAAGCCUCUCCCUCACAGUGUAUUAUGAUGUCACUCGACCAGUUUGUGUCUUCAACUGUUCCUUCAUAAGCUUCUGCAGUAUGAACCUGUUUCCUGAAUCGACCAUGAGUUGGUUGAACUCAACAGCUCCUUAUAGGAAUUGAACCAAACUGUGAGGACAUGGACGUGUUUGUCCAAACUAUAAGGUGAUCUGCUGAUUAAACUCUGGCAGUGACCUCUGGGUUCCCUGAGUUAGGGUUAGGGAGAAGAAAAGGUGUUUAUUGAUCCUGAUUCUGAGUAGUUGAGUCUGGAGUUAGAAGACAGACUCAUAUGAAGAUAAUUUUCAUAAUUUUCUAUGCAGAGGGUGCAUAUGUUACCGGUGGGCAGGCCAGAGCUUCUAAAGCCGUGUUUCAACCAAGCAGUCUAGGAGUGCAAUGGGUCACAAAACUCACAGCACUCACUGAUUAGUUACAGGUCAUGAGUAAUAGUCUGUCACAGACAGACUGAGACUGAAGCUGAUUCAGUGAGUGGAGCUGAGUAUUGAGGGGAAGGCUGCAGACAUUACUGAAACAUCACAAUCUAAUGAUCAAUUUCAACGACAACAAGCAUUUCCAGUUUCCCAGUUACACCACUGACAAAGUCCCAGCCUACAGGAUUUAACCAAGCAAUGGUUUUUAAAUCAGUCAUUCUUCCAAUCAUUGCACUUCAGUGUAAAACAGCUUGUCGGUCUUUUCGAUCCAGCCCUCCAUCAACAUUUAGGCAAUUAUUACUUUAAAAAAUAACAACUGUACUUUAUACUAUGGUGGUUUAAUCUUUUCUGCAGUUCACAUACAAUGCCAAAUUGAGGGGGGACGUCUAUACAGAUCACAGAUCAACUAUAAUCUGCUGUACUACUUAAGUAGUCAUGCCCACCCCACCCCGAUCCAGUCCAGUUCAGUUUGUUACAUAUUGGAAUAGGGUUAGUUAUUUUUGUGUUUCAUUUAGCAAAAGUUGUGCAGGAUAGCCCAUUUAUACCAUUCAUUUUUUCUCUGGUUUCUUGCAACAGUCUUUUGUCUUGUAGCCUUUCCUCAAACAUAGCUUGCAUAAUGUGUGUGUGGUUGAGCGAGUCAGAGAGAGUGAGCAUUAGAAAAGUAACAGUGAAUGGAGCAUUGAGGAGGAAAAAAGUUAGCGGUAAGUUGUCAGUCUGGCAAACAUACAGUAUAUAUUACAAGACCAAGAAAAGUCUCACUGUUUACCAGAUACUGGAAAAGUAAAGAGGAUUAGUCCUAAAGCCCCAGUACCUACCCUACCUACAUAAAGAGUACUGUCUACAGUCGAAACACAAACCAGAUCUAUGGUUUAGGUACAGCUAGGUGGGUUAAGUACAGUUUUCAACAGUGUUUGACUGUGUUUGGUUAAAACAUGGCUCAAGUGGUGCACACAGAAGAAGUGUACAAUCCGACUCAUUGGAUGUUCAUGUGGCAAGAACAAACUAUGUGACGUAUUGUCAGCUCUCAUAGAGCUGUAUUUCAGCAGUGGAAGCUAAAUUAAAAACGUUUUUUAAAACUUCAUAGAUAACAAAUCCACUGAGAAACAAACCACAAUCACAGAGGUGCUGGAGAUGAGCAGUCUAAUGUGAGAGGAUCAUUCUGAUAUGUUCCACUGUUUACUGAAGGUUUAACCUGUGUUAAAAUCUCUGAUGUAGAGAUACUUGAAAAAAACAUGUUCAACUGGCUGCUGGAGCCAAACAUUAUCAUUAUUAUUAUUAUUAUUAUUAUUAUUAUUAAUAAUAAUAUAAUUAUAUAUUAUAUUAUAUCUAUUAUGUGUUAUUAUGAAAUAAGUUGAAUGUUGAUAACAUGUUUUGCAUUCCUGGCAGAGAUUUCGAUCAGAAGAAAGCCAAAGACACUCAACAGUGAAGUUUAAACAAACUGUGAUUAAAAGUGUCAGUUAAUGAGCUGUGAGUAUUUUUAGUAUAAAUUAUUGAACACUUUAUAAGUUUUUGGUUGUUUCUUCAUUGUAGAAAAAAAGAAAGAAAUGUUACUGCCAACUUUAUAUAAUUUAUUUGAU